AUGACCUUUGCUGAGAUCAAAGCCAUGACAACUUGGGGUUGGGACAGGCACAUAUGGGACAUCAGACCCGAAUCACUACCUAAUCUCAGACUCGCUGCGUGGCUCAUCGAGUUCUUCUUCCUCCUCGGCAACGCCUCCACAAAGAUCUCGAUUCUCCUUUUUUAUAGGAGAAUCACUUCAGGUUUACCGGGAUUUUGGUUCUUGUAUCUAGCUUGGGCCGCCAUUGCCUUCACCGUACUCUAUACACUUGGCUUGUUACUUGAACUCUUUUUCAUUUGCCGGCCCCCCGAGUCCUACUGGAAAUCAUACAAUCCAUUAUACACCAAGAAACACGCCUGCGGCAACGAGCAUAUCCCGUUCAUUCUCAGCGCAGCUGCCUCGAUCACGUCCGAUAUUUACUCGUCAGUUUUACCAAUGAUGCUCGCUCGAACCCUGCAGAUGACGCGCAGACAACGCUUCAGCUUCUACGCCUUGUUUUCAGCUGGCCUCUUGACAGCAGGAAUUGGAAUAGCUCGACUUUUAGUCUUCAUUCCCGUAACAAAGAAUUACCAAAUGGGUCUACAUACUCAUGAUGUGUCCUGGCUAGGCUGGCCGCUUCUGGCUCUCACUGAUAUCGAAGCACAUCUCGCUAUUAUUAUUGCAUCAUUACCAGCAUUAAAGGUGUUGUUCCGACACCGACUGUCCGAUCCAUUCAGAAAGAUCAGCGGUUCCCUACGAACGAUGUCGACCUCCAGUCGAACGCCCUCUGGGAUGUCGUCCUUCCGCUCUGGACCUUCUAGGGGGCAAACUCAGCACGUUCCUGUAUCCUGGUCUAAGCAACAUAUACAGGAUGAGGAGCUUCAAAGGCAGGCGUCACAAAUCCACGACAGCCAUCAGCGCUAUGUGGUGCGCGAAUCGCCUCAGCCCGCAACCAACGCCAGAGCGGAACAGCGCAGCGCGUCAUGCCAUGGUGACGCCAGUUUUCAUCAGCGUUCCUGGUCUCAUGCUUCUUCCCAGGCUGAUCCUCCUCAAACGGCGGUUAAUGCUUUACCGCUUGCCGCUGUUGACUUCCAGCACCCAGAACCAGAUCUUUCACGAGGGGAGUUCAGGACAACCGUGUCUACGUGGGCAUUCUGUCGCGCUGCGAGAGGCGCUUUGCUCCCUGGCGCUCAUCAAGGAGUGCAAUACGUCCAGGACUCACACGACAAGACCUACCAGGCCUCACGCCAGACCGCACCGGCUCCCCAUUUUGAAACGGCCAGCCUCCCAUCGAAGUCUUACAUCAACCACCUGGCUCACGUGUGCGACUUUCGCCUCAAUACCAGUCAUUACUGUUUUAACCUUCUCGAAUUUCAACAGCGACUCGACAGAACUGACCUGGCAUUGUUAGGAACGACCUCAAGCGCGUUUCAUGCAGAAAUUCUAGCCAUUCUAGCGUUAGGCAAGCUCUUCCUAGAGAAAGGGGCGAGUACCCUUGGCCCGCCAGGCAUUCACCAGUUCCAAGGAGCUACCAGUGCGCUGCCGAACAUUGCUACCGCCAGCGAGGACCCAAUAUCAAUAAUUGAAACACUUCUGCUUUUGUCUAUCUACUCACAAGCAGCUGACAUGCACCAUGCAGCUUAUCUUUAUAUUGGUCAAGCAGCCAGUUUGGCCCGCUCAAUUGGACUGUCGAAGGAUGCUCGUACCGGCGUAGGAAGCAGUGCGCUCGGCCCCGCCACAGUUCGGAAAAUCUGGUGGACUAUCUGCCUGCUGGAACAGAAGCAGGCCCUCACGAUAGGCGCCGAAUCCGAGUUCCUUUACUCCGAACACACCAAGACCACCUCACUGGUAGGGGACGUCGAUGACGACGCCGACGGAUCUGUCUUACACAGACACGUCUGCAUCGCCGAAUUAAUGACAAGGGUGACGAGCGUUCUGAAUACGGAUUCGAAGGAAACAUGUACAACUGAUGCGCUUAUGACCAAGACUUUGAUACAAUUGGAGGCAGCACAGAAACAGGGAGAGCUCCUGAGCAGUUCGCAUCGUCUCUGCGAAGGGCAAGAUUUCUCCACGAUUUCACGACCGAUAGCUACGUUACAUCUUGCAUACUACCGAGCCAUCCUCCAUGCGACCAAACAAUUCCUCCUCGACGUCGUCUCUACAACCUUUUCCACAGUAUCCGGCCCUAGGAUGACAGUUGGUUCAGGAACCAAGUUCAAAAUAUUAAAAUCCUGCGUGAAAGCUGCGGCAUACAGCCUUAACAUCCUUCAAGCCCUGCACGAGCAAGGCCUUCUUGAGACAUACAAUUUCGAUGAUCUCGAGGCGACUAUUACAUGCGGGCUAACACUCACCCUGGCCAACGGCGUAUUUUCCAGCAGCGUUGAUGACUCUUUCCUUGCCAUCACAAAGAACACCCUUCAAGACAUGAGUAACAGGGGAAAUCUCCCUGCAGAGGCCCUUCUCCAAGAGUUUAACGCCAUCAACGACAUGGUAACCAAGGCUACAUCCACCCGGCCCACAGGCUAUCCGUUAUCCUUACAGCUGUCUUUGCACUUAACUCAUAAUGGUCAAGCUCUGAACAACUGUAUAAUGGACGUGCUCGCGACUGAGAGCCCUGUGGCUGAAGUGUCUGACCCCAACCGGUCACAGACGCAAGAUCACAGCUUUUCCAGCAUGGCAGAGGCCCAACAGCCACUUGAUGUUGCACCCCAGGAUUUGACUUCGGCGCGGGACCUGGAUCCUAUGAAUCAUACGAUGGUGGAAAGUGGGAGCACAUACCCAGCUCCGGAGUUCUCUUUGGACGAUUUUGACGAUUUUCAAGUGCAAUUUGAUCUGGAUGUGAUGAGGCCGGGGUCAGAUGGUUGGUUAGACUUUGUGUGA
Messenger RNA from Exophiala spinifera, 2838 nucleotides. RefSeq lists its product as uncharacterized. The record is from RefSeq and is a predicted model, not a curated record. Bases 1 to 2838 code for a protein of 945 amino acids. NCBI's taxonomy places the organism in Eukaryota, Fungi, Ascomycota, Eurotiomycetes, Chaetothyriales, Herpotrichiellaceae. The transcript is spliced from 8 exons. Gene Ontology annotation, molecular function: zinc ion binding; DNA binding. Gene Ontology annotation, biological process: DNA-templated transcription.